Molecule: messenger RNA, 246 nt
Organism: Setaria italica (foxtail millet)
Lineage: Eukaryota; Viridiplantae; Streptophyta; Magnoliopsida; Poales; Poaceae
Product: defensin-like protein 1
Exons: 2
Coding region: 1-246 (81 amino acids)
Biological process (GO): defense response
Source: RefSeq, a predicted model, not a curated record
AUGGAGCUCAAGUCCAGGGCCACCGUGUGCGCUCUCCUGUUCCUGCUGCUCGUCCUCUCACACGACGGCAGCUAUGGCGGCGGGAUGCUGGCGGCGGAGGCGCGGGUGUGCACGGGGAAGAGCGAGCGCCACUCCUUUCCCUGCGUCUCCGACCGCCACUGCAGCGAAGACUGCAUCAAGCAGCCCGGCGGAUGGACCGCCGGAUACUGCCGGAGGGCCACCUGCAGGUGCCAGAAGGCCUGUUGA